UGCAGACCAGCUGAGAGACGAAGUCUUAAUUAAACAAAGUAUGAUUUGUUCAUCUGCCAAUAUGUGGGUGGUUAAGCACUUAAGCUGUGUAUAUAUAUAGGAGCUAAUGCCAGGGGACUCUGCACCAGCUCAAGCUGAACUGCUUUCCAAGCUCACCUCUCUUGCUCGACGAUCCACACACGAAUUUCCUCGACCUCUUCGUUCAUCCCAAUCUCAUCGUUCGAUCGAUCAACAAUUCUCCUCAGCAAUGGCGCAAAAGAUCGUGAUCAAGGUGCACAUGGGGAGCGACAAGUGCAGGCGGAAGGCGAUGUCGCUGGUGGCGGCGACCGGCGGCGUGGUGUCGGUGGAGCUCGCCGGCGACGACAGGAGCAAGGUGGUGGUGGUGGGCGAGGUGGACUCGGUGAAGCUGACGAGCUUGCUGCGGAGGAAGGUCGGGCCGGCCGAGCUGGUGGAGGUCGGCGACGCCAAGCCGGCCAAGAAGGAGGAGAAGAAGGAAGAGAAGAAACCUGAGACCGUCCCGCCGUACUACUACUACUACCCGUACCACCAUUACAGCCCUUACGGCUACAUCAUGUAGAAUACCAUGUGUACACAUACCGUCCGUAUGUAUGUACACUGGUAGUGUAUACAUCGCGUAGUGCGAAUAUUCUUUUUGUACGGUAUUGCAAGAGAGAUUAUUAUGGUGAUGUUUUGUUUUGCUCUCCCGCGAUAAAAAAUGUGUGAAGUGGGAGCGCGGGGAUGUGAUGAUUGAGGUUUUGAACAGAAGACACAGAGCUUUGCGGUUUGUUAAGUUUAAAUAUUUUGAGGCUAUCAUCCGACUUGCAGAGUACAUUCUCUCUGUCGAUAAAUAAUGCAUUUGAAAUUUAUCUGUAAA
Oryza sativa Japonica Group (Japanese rice) is the source of this 874-nucleotide messenger RNA. Its product is annotated as heavy metal-associated isoprenylated plant protein 12. The record is from RefSeq and is a predicted model, not a curated record. NCBI's taxonomy places the organism in Eukaryota, Viridiplantae, Streptophyta, Magnoliopsida, Poales, Poaceae. Gene Ontology annotation, molecular function: metal ion binding.